AUGUCCGCCACGCCCGCGAACCGCCGGCGUCGCAGCUCGAGUGUCACAAGCGCACUCCGCCAGGUUCCCCUCAACAAGCAGACGUCGAACAUGAACAUGCGGGAGACUGUGCAGCCAUUAAGCAAGGGCAAGGGCGCGCCGCGUCGCAGCGCAUCUGACCUGCCGGACCGGUACAAGAGCCUGGGGAUGAAGCGCGACUUCACGACGGGCCGCUGGAUGCUUGUACCCUCCUCGGCGUUUGUGCUCAUGAUGAUUCCGGUCAUCCUGUGGGCCAACCAGUGGAUGCUCAUCGACCUCGGCCUCAUGGGUCCGUACAAAGUCAACCCGUUCGCGUGGAUGAUCUUCCCGUCCUAUCGCCUCCCGAACGGCCUGUACACCAAGGGCCUCCUCGACUUUGUGUUUAUCGGCUACUACAUCAUCUUCUGGUCCUUUGUCCGACAGUUCGUCACCCUCUACAUCCUCCGGCCGUUGGGCACGAAACUCGGCAUUAAGGGCUCCAAGGUCAUGCGCUUUACUGAGCAGGGCUACGCUGUCUUCUACUUUGGCAUCAUGGGUACUGCCGGCAUUCUCGUCAUGAAGCAGCUCCCAACAUGGUGGUACAAGACCGAGAACUUCUGGCUCGGUUACCCGCACCGCGAGAUGACCUGGCGGCUCAAGACGUACUACCUCGUCCAGGCUGCGUACUGGUGCCAGCAGACCAUCAUCCUUGCGCUCAAAAUCGAGAAGCCCCGCAAGGACUUCAAGGAGCUCGUCGCGCACCACAUUGUCACCCUCUGGCUCAUCGGAUGGAGCUACGGCAUCUCGCUGACCUACAUCGGCGUGUCCAUCUUCGUGACGAUGGACGUCUCGGACAUCUUCCUUGCUUUUGCCAAGUGCGUCAACUACGUCAACGAAGCCUGGUCGAGCCCGCCCUUUGCGGUGUUUGUCUGCGUGUGGACUUACCUCCGCCACUACCUCAACAUCAAGAUCCUGUACUCUGUCUACACCCAGUUCGACCUGAUCCCAUGGGAGGAACGUCAGGUGUUCGACCCGCUAAACGACAAGUGGAUGGUCGGAUGGAUGAAGUGGCAGAUCUUCACGCCCAUCUUCCUCCUCCAGUGCAUCAACCUGUUCUGGUACUUCCUCAUCUGGCGCAUCCUCGUGCGCAUCGUGCUCUUCGAUGUCGCAAAGGACGACCGGUCCGAUGACGAGGACUCGUCCGACGAGGCCAAGCAGGUCGGCGACGCCGACAAGGCCAAGUAA
Molecule: messenger RNA, 1242 nt
Organism: Cutaneotrichosporon cavernicola
Lineage: Eukaryota; Fungi; Basidiomycota; Tremellomycetes; Trichosporonales; Trichosporonaceae
Gene: LAG1
Exons: 8
Coding region: 1-1242 (413 amino acids)
Biological process (GO): ceramide biosynthetic process
Cellular component (GO): membrane
Molecular function (GO): sphingosine N-acyltransferase activity
Source: RefSeq, a predicted model, not a curated record